AUGCAGGUAACAUUUGGCCAAGCAUCCUACAUCACAGGGCUUCUUAUCCAGGGUGGACCGGAGAGCCAGGGAACUUGGAUCUCAUCUCUCAUUGUCGGAUUCGAUGACCUAACCGAAAUCAGACGUCAAAAGGAGUGGGAUCCGAGAGACAUUUCAAUGGUUCUAUUUAAUCGUCCUCGUUUAAGUGAAUACUUAAGAAUUCAACCUGUCUCAAAGAGCGCAGAACUGAUCUCUAUUCGCUUGGAAGUACUUGGUUGCAAGAAUGACUGCCAUUUUGAUUUGGGCGUGUCAUCUGGACACCUACCAUCCUCCAAUAUCCGGGUCCCAUACCAUUUCAACCAAUCAGGAGUUCAGAGCGACGACGUCAGAAUGAAACCAUCCAAUCAUUACCCGCCAAAUGAAUGGCUAGGUCAAUUACCCGAGGACGAUGAAAACUUUAUCGAAGUGAUUUUCCAAGAAGACGUUUUGGUCCGUAACGCUAUUAUCCAACAGUGCAAUGGAUCUAGAAUCAUAUUAUUCAGUGUUGAUGCUUUCCAAGGCAAUGUCACAAUUUCGGCCGAUUUUGAUAUUUCGGACUGUUUUUCUUCAGCCUGUAAAGUCUCGACAAGAUGGACUGAAAGUGCCGACCAAUAUAAGAUCAUCCCAACGAGAUGGGAAGGGGAUUUAUGCUUUCGAUUUGAACUUCUCGGAUGUACUAGCGUAGACUGUUCCACCUCGUAUUGUAAUCUUGGUAAUCAUGGCAAAGGGAGCUGUUCGUCGGGUUCCCUCUCGAAGAGUGCUCAGGAAUUCACUGGAAAUCUCUCCAUAUCACUUCCUCCUCGCGCACAGUGCCAGGCCAAUAUCACCGCACCAAUGGAUGCCUAUGUCUCUUUCAUCUUUGAUGGCUUUGACGACGUGAAAGAUAUCAAGAAAAUCUCAGACGGGGUUCUGAUAUUACAUGACCCGGAAACACAAUCAAAGACAAACUUUGACCUCGCCCAGGUUCCUCCGGUUGACAUUUCCACCUCGUCUCAUCUCAACCUGAAAAUUCUAUCAGGUCUCUUGACCGCUACAUCAGAUGUCAUUGCUUCUUUUGGAUAUGUAGAUAAACCAGGCUGCAAGGGAAAAGAAACUGACACUGUCCACUCAUGCACAGAGAGCACUGGUCUUUUCUUCUCACCAAACUACUUCGACCUUUACCCUCCAAACCUCGACCGUUCCUGGGAGAUCAGUACCCGGCCUUGGUCCCAAAUCAUCCUCCGUUUCAUCGAAUUCGACGUCGCUUCGCUCGAUGAGCGGUGCCAAGAGGACUUUGUGGUUGUCACUGACGUAUCGAAUUCGGCAAUCAUCGGGCGCUUCUGCAGUCAGGCACCUCCGUCGGGCGACUACAUGUCUUCUUUAAACAGGAUGCGUCUUUAUUUUCACUCUGAUGGCAUUGAAGGUGGCGCGGGAUUCUUGGCAGAAUAUGAUACAGGGCAUCUGAUACCUGAUGUGUUCUCGGCAUCUAAUUUUACCAAUGAAUCUUGUCAGACGGGUUGGGACUACUUCCGGCGAUCCUGCUAUAGGCUCUUUGUCAGCUCUGACGUCAUAACAUGGAACGAGGCAGAGGCAGAAUGUGAAACCGUAGAGGACGCACACUUGAUCAGUAUUCACGAUAAGGAUGAGAUGACGAUGCUGCACUAUAUGAUCUCAACUCAGUGGCAGACUGCAGAUACAAAGACGUACAUAGGCAAGUUUGAUUAUUUCAGAAAAGAUACCAAUCUGGGCUAA
Lytechinus pictus (painted urchin) is the source of this 1749-nucleotide messenger RNA. Its product is annotated as tolloid-like protein 1. The record is from RefSeq and is a predicted model, not a curated record. NCBI's taxonomy places the organism in Eukaryota, Metazoa, Echinodermata, Echinoidea, Temnopleuroida, Toxopneustidae. The transcript is spliced from 8 exons. The coding region runs from base 1 to 1749 and encodes 582 amino acids.